Messenger RNA from Acomys russatus (golden spiny mouse), 1319 nucleotides. RefSeq names its product store-operated calcium entry associated regulatory factor (gene Saraf). NCBI's taxonomy places the organism in Eukaryota, Metazoa, Chordata, Mammalia, Rodentia, Muridae. Bases 147 to 1160 code for a protein of 337 amino acids. The record is from RefSeq and is a predicted model, not a curated record. Gene Ontology annotation, cellular component: endoplasmic reticulum membrane. Gene Ontology annotation, biological process: regulation of store-operated calcium entry. The transcript has 6 exons.
CGUCUGACUGGCGCAGGACGAAGAGUCGUCGCGCCGCGCUGCGGUCCGGUCGGUUCUCGGUUGUACGUUCCCGGGGUCGCCGCGGAGCGGCGGGCACACUUCCAUAGCGGGUCUCGGGCCGCCGAGUGCCGUCUUCACCCAGCGCCAUGGCUGUGGCCGCUGUCGGCCGCCCGGGAGCCGCGCGCUUCCCGCUGUUGCGCCUGCUGUCCUUCCUGCUGGUGGCCGGCCCUGCGCUGUGCUGGAACGACCCUGACAGAAUACUGUUGCGGGAUGUGAAAGCUCUCACGCUCCACUAUGACCGCUACACCACCUCCCGGAGGCUGGACCCUAUUCCACAGUUGAAGUGUGUUGGAGGCACAGCUGGUUGUGAUGCCUAUACCCCCAAAGUGAUCCAGUGCCAGAACAAAGGCUGGGAUGGUUACGAUGUCCAGUGGGAAUGUAAGACCGAUUUGGAUAUUGCAUACAAAUUUGGUAAAACUGUGGUGAGCUGUGAAGGCUACGAGUCCUCUGAAGACCAGUACGUGCUCAGGGGUUCCUGCGGCUUGGAGUACAACUUAGAUUACACGGACCUGGGCCUGAAGAAACUGAAGGAGUCUGGGAAGCACCAAGGCUUCUCUGAUUAUUACCACAAGUUGUACUCCUCGGAUUCCUGUGGCGCUGGUGGACUGGUUACCAUUGGGGUACUGCUUGUUCUCGCCUUUGUGGUUUAUAAGCUGUUCCUCAGUGAUGGCCAGGGUUCUCCUCCACCGUAUUCCGAGUACCCGCCAUACUCCCAGCGCUAUCCGAGGUUUACCAAUGCGGCAGGAGCGCCUCCCCCUGGCUUUAAGUCUGAGUUCACAGGACCACAGCAUGCUGGCCAUGGUGCACCUUCUGGCUUUGGGAGUGCGUUUGCAGGCCAAGGCUGUGAUGGUUCGGGGCCAGGGUUCUGGACCGGCCUGGGUGCUGGAGGGUUGCUAGGAUACUUAUUUGGCAGCAACAGGGCGGCAACCCCCUUCUCAGACUCGUGGUACUACCCGUCCUACCCUCCUUCACACACUAGCACCUGGAAUAGUCGGGCCUACUCACCACUGGGCAGAGACGCAGGGAGCUAUUCUGCAUCCUCAAAUGCAGACUCAAGAACCAGAACAGCAUCAGGAUAUGGUGGCACCAGAAGACGAUAAAACAAAGUUGGAAGCACACACUGGAUACAGAGUUUCUGAUUUAUCAUCGUCUCUUUAACACCUGGAUGAUGGGAAUAUCCAAAAGUUAUGUGGUGUUUGUUCUUGUAUAGCUAUUCAUGUCCUGUUGUUUGUGGCCAAGACUUGAUAGGUGACCAAGUG